Messenger RNA from Oncorhynchus nerka (sockeye salmon), 1673 nucleotides. RefSeq names its product atos homolog protein A-like. The transcript is spliced from 4 exons. Bases 423 to 950 code for a protein of 175 amino acids. NCBI's taxonomy places the organism in Eukaryota, Metazoa, Chordata, Actinopteri, Salmoniformes, Salmonidae. The record is from RefSeq and is a predicted model, not a curated record.
AUGGGACUGAUAUUAGCAUAUUUCUGCAUGUCCAAAUCAUCCGAGGGUUGCAGGGUCUACAAGCCAUCUCUAAUUCUCAUGAUUCAACAACUGAAUAAAUCGGCCAAUGUGUGUGUGAACCCAUUUUUAACCCUCUACUGUGUGUUCUGUGGGAAGAGUGUGUGUGAAGAGAGUGGAGGAGUCAGAAGAACCUCAGCCGCUGUUCAGUGCCAGUGCUCCACCUGCCAGCCUCAGUCUACUGGGCAACUUUGAGGUACCUCACACUCACUCACUCACUCACGUCACAUAAGUGUACAUGCAUUGUACCUAAAGCAUGUGUGUGUUACAGGAGUGUGUGUUGAACUACCGCCUGGAGCCGUUGGGGUCGGUGGAGGGUUUCACGGCCGAGGUGGGUGCUUCCCGGAACCUUCUGCCCCAGUCACAUGACCUUCCCCGUCGACGUUUCCUUCUACAGCGUCUCUGACGACAACGCACCCUCGCCAUACAUGGGAGUCAUCAACCUGGAGACUCUGGGUAAAAGGGGCUACCGUGUCCCUCCAUCAGGAACCAUUCAAGUGACCUUAUUUAACCCCAAUAAGACGGUGGUGAAGAUGUUUGUGGUGGUGUAUGACCUGAGAGCCAUGCCUGCCGGCCACCAGACCUUCCUCCGUCAGAGGACCUUUUCUGUCCCCGUUCGACGGGACAGCACACACUCACACAAACACGGCAGCCCAGACAACACACACACACCCGGCAGCAGCAGGAAAGCCCUCUCCCUCGGCCAGGAACGCAUCCUGCGCUACCUCAUUCACCUGAGGUUCCAGACCUCCAGGUCAGGUAAAGUGUACCUCCACAGGGAUAUCAGACUGCUGUUCAGUAGGAAGUCUAUGGAGGUAGACAGUGGAGCGACCUAUGAACUCAAGUCCUACACAGAGACCCCAGCUGACCCAGCCUUCUCCCCGCGCUGCUGACACACACACACACACACACCUCUAUCUGCACUGACACACACACACUCCUCUAUCUGCACUGACGCACACACUCCUCUAACUACACUGACGCACACACUCCUCUAACUACACUGACGCAUACACGCACACCCACAGAGCUGUCAGAGAGCUGGGCUCAGAGCGUUCUCGUGUGGAACAGUCCAGACAGGCUCCGUCCCAGAUACCUAAGGCCUGGAGAUUUUGCUGACCAUGAACAACUCCUGGCUCUACAGAACCCUGCUGUUUUCUGUGACGCUCAAACACGUAUUUAUACAUGUAGAAAAUGUAUUAAAGACAUGCUAAAACACACAUCAAAAACACAAUAGCGACCAUGGACCACUGACUGACCAGAACAAGCAAUCAAGAGACUGAGAAAAUUACAAGACGACAUUGAAAAAGCGCACUGUGUAUUUCCACGACUGGAAAUCAAAAGGAGUAAUAUUCUAAUGUUUUUUGUAUUGUUACAAAAACAAAUCUUUAAAGUGUUGCAAUAGAGAGUAACAUGUAGCUUUAGUGUUUACAUAAUUUUCUUUGUUUACCGUCAGUUAUUUAAUAUUUAAAUGAAUAUUUCAGUUACUGCUUAUGUGACAUCUAUCAUCCUCAGCAUUAUGAUCUAGUGCAAAACUAUGUAAAUCAUAAUGUGUAUUUUUGACAUGAACUCAGAUCUGAAAAUAUAUCUAUAUCUUAAAGCAAUCUUGAAAGCUG